Molecule: messenger RNA, 2540 nt
Organism: Aplosporella prunicola CBS 121167
Lineage: Eukaryota; Fungi; Ascomycota; Dothideomycetes; Botryosphaeriales; Aplosporellaceae
Exons: 3
Coding region: 198-2438 (746 amino acids)
Biological process (GO): DNA-templated transcription; positive regulation of transcription by RNA polymerase II
Molecular function (GO): sequence-specific DNA binding; DNA-binding transcription factor activity, RNA polymerase II-specific; zinc ion binding
Source: RefSeq, a predicted model, not a curated record
CUUCCGCACGCCUCCCCCCUCUCUAGCCUCGGCUUUAUUCCUAUCCUCCGUCUACCUGUAGUUUUCCCUCGCCGAGCCCUUCCUUCGUCGCGUCACGCGUGCAUGCAGGUGAGUCCGUCUUUCAUCUCGGCUUGCCAUGCAGUCAGCUCAGUGCCGUGACUCCCCCGUCUUCUUCCCCGUGCUCAUAACCCAUUGCAAUGCGUACAGACUUGGUCCCUUCGUCGGAAGACUGCCAUCUGAUGGUUUUGGAGACGCCUCUCCUACGUGUCAGCCGGCCUGUCGCCGCAUGCUCGCGAUGCCGCUCGGCCAAGGUCAAGUGCGACGGCAAGCUCCCCGCUUGCACCGCUUGCGAGCGAGCCAAUCGCGCCGCUGAAUGCUCAAGCACUAAUGACCAGUUCGCAAGAGGCAAGGAGCGCAGCUAUGUCGCAACCCUCGAGGCCAGGGUGGAGAAGCUCGAGAAGAGACUUGCCGAAAUCAAAGCCAGACGACAGUCGUCAAUGGCCAUGGACCACGAGCCGCAGGACCAUCCUCCGUCUCGGCCCUCUCUGGCCGAAAACCAAAAGCCUUCUGACAAGAAGAGCGCUCGGCGAAAAGAGGAAUCCGAUAUCAAUGACCUCGUAUCAGACUUCGGGCUGCUUUCCGUGAAUGCUACGGCGAGAGAUUUCUACGGCUUCACGUCGGCCAUGUCAUAUGCUCGUCUCAUCCUCUCUGCUUCUUCAAAAGAACCUUUGCCGUCCGGAAUGACUAAACAGCUGCCACCGAGAUACGCUGCAACACCGCUCAUUCAACACUACCUCAACAGCAUCUUCGUACUUCUUCCAUUGCUCGACGAAUCGAGCUUUUACGCUUCCGUCGAUGCAGUUUAUCAUCCUGACCAGCGCAAAGCGUCCCCUUUUGACUCCUGGACCUUGCGCAUGGUUUUGGCCAUUGCAUCAAUCACUUUAUCUGAGCAACGCGGGGACGUCCAUUACACUGAUGCGUUAGGGCAUAUCAACGCGGCCAUGGAGCACGCAGAAAGCGUCCUUCGACCCGGGUCCAUUGCCAGCAUUCAAGCUUUGUUAUUGCUCGUUCAAUACGCCAUGCUGGACCCGCACCAUUUCGACAGCUGGACGUUGAUUGGCGCUGCUUCGCGGGCAAUGGUAGAUCUUGGCAUGCAUGUGAAUCCUUCAAGAGGAGCGUCGAUGUCUAAACCCAAGCUGGAGCUUCGACGUCGGGUAUACCAUUGUCUUUAUGCCCUAGACAGAGAAACUUCGCUAGUACAGACACGGGCGUUCUCAUUUUCUGAUGAUUCUGCUAACGUCGCGUUACCUUUCUCGGCAAACAGCGCAUCCGCGUCGAAAUCACCAGCUAGAAAUCACAAAUGGCUACAGUCGUAUGAUUCAGCUUUGGAUCUCUUUCGACUUCGCCAGCUUCAGUCCGAAUGGUAUACUAACCUUUUUCAAUCGGGACGAGAGCCCUGGCGGGAACCGUAUCCGAGCAUAUGGCGCAUUUACAACUCCAUGGCAUCUUGGUUCAACAACCUCUCUCCGAAUACUUCACCAGCAACUCGGAACUACUUCGAGCUUGAACUCUUGUAUAGCUACGUUUAUGUCUUAUCGCCGAGUCCACGAUGUCCAAGGAUAAGCGAUCAUGCCCAAAGGCUCAUUUUUGAGCAUUGCGUCCGCUACGCUUCGAAGAUGCUUAAUGCUUUGUCAGAAGAGUCGCAAAGCAUCAAGGCAACGAUCACAUUCUACGAUGCUAUGAGGGUCUACAUGACAGGCCGUCAAUUUGUCGAUGUUCUGUCGCGGAAUCAAGAUUUUUUGCUGACACAGCACCCGGUUUUAUCACCAGCAGCCUCUGUGUCAACUAUCGAGGAAGCCAUAGAUCCGCUAGCACAAGGUACUGAGACUGCUCCGCCGCCAUUUCCGGAAUCCAUGUAUGGUGUAGAAACAACAUUCAGCCCCACACAGCAGACCAUAAGGGCGAUCUCCACGAUCACAAACUUUACUAGCAUCUUAGCCCGCUUCGGCCUUCGCUUCGGUUACAUCAACUGGCGAGACCGCUUUCAACAGGAAUCUGCAGCUUUGCUGGCACAGCUUCAGUUCCGGUCGCAGCAAAGGACCCCAGACCAAGGCCAUCGCAUGUGGCAUUCGAAUGGCACGCCAGAUGGUAGCGAUUCUCUUGCGGGAGCAUCUCCUGGGAGUUAUUUUGAGACGUCGACAGUUUCUCACCAAAGCCCACAGGCGUUUGGAUACAUGGAUGGAGCGAGCUAUACGCAACAGAGCCCCGGGUGGAGCGGGUCAGGUGGUGCAUCGAAUCGUCGCAUUUAUACGAUAGGACAGGUGGCCGUGCCGGGUAGCUUGCCUGCGAGCACGGCGGCACCUAUGGCAGGAGACAUGGGCUCGGAAGCUGCGUGGGAAACGCUACCUGGAGGAUGUCUGAAUGCGAGGUUCUCGUAGGCUUGUGUUUUCUUUCGUCCUUACGGCCUUCGGUUGUGGUUUUUGGAGUAUGCGCGUAGCGGUACCUACCUAUCAAAAUACCCAUUUGGAGUUGAUGACAUG